This is a messenger RNA of Cimex lectularius (bed bug), 1819 nucleotides long. RefSeq lists its product as uncharacterized. The record is from RefSeq and is a predicted model, not a curated record. The transcript is spliced from 12 exons. NCBI's taxonomy places the organism in Eukaryota, Metazoa, Arthropoda, Insecta, Hemiptera, Cimicidae. The coding region runs from base 40 to 1734 and encodes 564 amino acids.
GAAUUUCCUUACCGUUAGUUGGCGUUUGAAACAGGAAACAUGAGAUUUUUUCAAAUAUUGGUUAUAACGAUCGUCGUCAAAAGUUCAGUCGGAUUUUUAAUGACACCUCCGUUAGGCAACUAUCAGAGUGAGGUAGCCAAAAGGGAAUUGCUGAGAUUGAUAAAAGUGCGCCAAUUGGUUGUGAACAUCUACAACGCCCUCACGUUGGACGUGAGGGUUCGCAAGGAAGAGUUGAGCAAUAUGAUCGACCGGGAAAUCCACUAUUUGAAAAGGAAUAUAAAAAACCACCUGAGUUCGGACACUUACGUGCCGAACAUGGGCUUACUGGAAAACCUGUACGAUUAUAUUAUGUCAAACUGGACUUACGAUAAGUACGAAGUACUGCUUGACGAUUGGGCGAGGACCGUCGAGAGUGACACCUCCGUUGAUUUGAGCUCUCCCUUUUUGGAGAUAGUCGCUACCUUUGUCACCGACCCUUUGAAUUUUUUAGGAAUAGAAUCGAGUUAUAAACUGGUUGUGACACCGAGGAAGCCCGAUACUUGCGUCAAGUCUUUCGUCGCCGAUCUGAUCCAAAACUCCAAACGUGUGAUCAAGGACUACUACAGAUCCGCGUUGAACCUGACCCAAAAGGGCCAAAAGUCACAAGCCGUCAAGAUCAUGAACGAUUUCAACAAACUGGCACUAGACCUUAGCCGAAUGAAAGACGAAAAUAGCCGGUUUCACGCUGAACACCUCGCGACCUACAUAGACGGCCUGAAAGGCAAAGACAUGGUCACAGCGAUCGGCAGCCACGAAUUUCUAUACAUAGUAUUCCGAGAAAAUAUUCAUUACGACGUGAAAAAUGAUAGCCACCUCGACACCCAAUAUUGGAGACGUGUGAUGAAGUUUCUGAACCAACCGUUGGGAUUUUUAGGUCAUCACUUCGAGUUAUACAACAUCGAUCGAGAGAUAGCGACAUGUCUCAAAUUCAAUAUGAUUUCAUUGAUACAAAAGAGGAAGAAGGCUGCCUUACAGUAUAAGACCUGUGCCGUCGAGUUCGACCCGAAGAAAUUGAACAGUUUGAAGCACCAAAUCGAAACUUUCAGGGAUCAGCCAUGGAUGAAGAUCCUAAACGAGUUCAUAGACAACCACGUGCCGUUGAUUUCCACCGAAGAGUCAAUAAGCGUCGAGAGGUACCUCUUCACGGUGAACCACUUCGCCAAGAUGAUGACAGGCGAGCCUCUCGAAGAACUGGACACGAACUUCUGGAUGGAAGUGAAGACUUUUCUCACGGGUCCUUUCAAUUUUCCAGAAACCACAUUGAAGAGAAAGGAGAAUGUGGACGGACAAAAAGAGAACUCCACCGUCAAAAGUCAAAACUUAAUAAAAUUUCAGAUCGAAGACGAAUUUAAGAAUCGUUUUCUCAAGAAGAUAACGGACCGUAUUGGAGAGAUUGGACGAAUGCUCCAUUCCGGUCCUAAAUCUGAUUAUCUUCCACACCAGCUCGAUUCUUUAAAAUCAGACAUGGAUGAAAUGAAUUGCCAGGGGUUCAAAUCGCUCAUCGAAUACCUCAACAAGAACUAUUGGCCUAAGUGGACUGAGUCGAAGAAGGACCCAGUGCACGUUGCUCAGAUGUACAAAUGGUUCCUGACCUACCUAAGCGGCACGGUGAAAAGUCCUACCUUCAAACGGUCGUACUUCGAGACUAAAUGUUGGAAAAGGAUAAUGGAGUUCGUCAAUCCAGUACCGAUUUGACCCGUGUGGGAAUGAGAAGAAAUGGGCCUUUGUGUUUCCGUCCUGACAUGUAAAUCAAAGCUGUUUAAUAAAUAAUUAAAAUAAG